Molecule: messenger RNA, 1544 nt
Organism: Triticum urartu
Lineage: Eukaryota; Viridiplantae; Streptophyta; Magnoliopsida; Poales; Poaceae
Source: RefSeq, a predicted model, not a curated record
GAAGUGGACGGACUCCCAACCCAAAGUCGUCCCGCAACGACAAACCGACCCACCGACCAAGACGAGAGCCGGUCGACCGACGACUCGGAGGAGACCGUCUCCUCCCCCUCGUCCACCGCCCCCUGAACCUGAACGUCUUUCCCUCUGAAGCCUGAAUCCGCGCCAGAACCCCGUAGAAUCGGCCGCCCCGCUCCGCUCGGCUCCCCUCCCGCCUCCUCGAGCGCGCGCAAUGGGGGCCGCCUGCGACGACGCCGUCCAGCAGCUCGCCCACCUCCUCGACCAAGUCGAGGAGCCGCUGAAGAAGACGUUCCAGAAUGUGCACCAGGGAUGUCCAUCAGAGACACUAGUGCGCUUCCUUAAAGCUAGAGAGUGGCAUGUAACUAAUGCUCAUAAAAUGCUUGUGGAUUGUUUGAAUUGGAGGAUACAAAAUGAAAUUGACAGUAUACUGGAGAAACCUAUAACCCCAGUAGACUUGUAUAGAUCGAUACGAGAAUCACAGCUUGUUGGGUUAUCGGGAUACUCAAAGGAGGGCGUCCCAGUGUUUGCCUUUGGUGUUGGACAGAGCACAUAUGACAAAGCUUCGGUCCAUUACUAUGUGCAAUCUCAUAUUCAGAUCAAUGAGUACCGUGAUCGUAUUAUUCUGCCCAUGGCGACGAAGAAGUUUAGACGACCUAUAACCACCUGUAUAAAGGUUCUUGAUAUGACUGGUCUGAAGUUGUCAGCACUGAGCCUAUUGAAGAUUUUGACUGCAAUAUCUGCUGUCGAUGAACUGAAUUACCCUGAAAAGGCCGAGACCUAUUAUAUUGUGAAUGCUCCAUAUAUAUUCUCAGCGUGUUGGAAGGUUGUGAAACCUCUACUGCAAGAGAGGACAAGAAAGAAGGUUCAUGUUUUGAGUGGUCGUGGGAAAGAUGAGCUCCUAAAGAUUAUGGACCAUUCCUCCAUCCCCCAUUUCUGUCGACGCGAGGGUUCAUCAAAAGCUUCGUUGAGCAGCAUCGAUGACUGCUUCUCGCUCGACCACCCUUUCCACCAAGAGCUCUACCAUUACAUCGAGCAGCAGGCGCUGAAUCAGGAACUCAUCAAGCAGGGUUCUUUGCACGUAGACAUCCCCGAUCAAGACCCCGAUGACGCCAUGAUUGUGGAGGUCAUCCAGGCCGAGUUUCACAAGCUCGGUGAACAGAAUGGGUCUGCCGAUGGCGACCAAAAAUAACGGUGUCCGUGUAAGAUGUCAGCGGUGUGGCACGACAGAUGUGUGUUGCUGUGAUGAAACUGAUGAUCCAUUUCGGUGUUUGCGAUGUUUGCUUGACCAGCCUGCUGUUGUUUGUGGGGUGACCAGUUCCAUGGUGCAAGACUGAGGUAGAAGAAGCAACCGAUGUAUACUAGAUAGAAAUAACCACCUAUUCACCUGUUGUAUACUUUGGCAAUGUACUGUCAUAUGUAUGUCCUCUAAGCUAGGAGUAAAUCAUCCUGUAACAUGGAUGCAAAAAUAAUCUUGAGAGUACCAUCCUUCAAUCAGAAAUAAAUGGUGCAUCUUGACCUUUGCCAUC